Molecule: messenger RNA, 5285 nt
Organism: Xyrichtys novacula (pearly razorfish)
Lineage: Eukaryota; Metazoa; Chordata; Actinopteri; Labriformes; Labridae
Source: the annotation of a GenBank genome assembly
AGACCGGAAAUACAAGCAGAGACGCUGCAGCUGCGGCUUCGUCAUUUCACUUUUCAUUCAUUGCCGCCGAGGCCUGCGUCGCUUCUGAGGUAGAUUUUUUAAAUUUAAAGUCAUAUCACGAUCUUAAACUUGAUUUAAGAGUUAAAAAAGCUUGCCAAAAUUAUUUCAGACGUAACAUUUUCUUAUAAAUAUACGGAUCGGAAAUAUCCCGCAGGCGAACUUGUAGACUUUUAGCCAGUAUGCUAGGUGUCUAGCUAUCAGUUAGCUUUCUGAAAUCAAACACUUUUGAAAUAUAAUCCGCCUAGAAAGAUUUUUAAAAUACAUUUUAUUGGAGUUUAUCUGCAGUUUCUAUACGUUUAAGCUUGUGACUUUGUAUAAAUAAGGUCAAAAAUGUGCUAAAAUACUUAUUACGUCAGAGAUAGUUGAGGACGGUGUUAGCUAUCGUUAGCCUUUCUUAGUUUGUUUACGUUUUAGCUUGAGGUAACUUAAGACUGUGUGACUGGUUACAUCAGACUACGUCAGGUCACCUCAGACUGUGACAAAUAACUCAGUGACAAAUAUGUCAGCCUCUUCAAGCCUGCUUUAUUGUAGUGGGUAAAAAUUAGGACGAUUUUUAUGAAGAUACAGAUCUUUGUCACAAUUCAGCCCGGGAAAUGUUAGCUCAUUUAUGCUGGUGAUCACUGCAGCCUCUCUGUUGUCAUGCUUUGCUGUCCCUUGGCUUUUCAGACAGUAAACACCCACAUACAAACACCUUUCUAAUGUUGCUCCACUCCCUGUUCUUUUCUCUUUACCCGUGGCUGUAUGAUAGUUUGUACUCCUGUACCACAACAUUGUUGCACCGUAAUCUAUGCUUGUGAUGAUGUCAAAACUUAGGGCUAGUGGAAGAAAGGAAGGGUGUUUUUAAUUUACCAAACUGAAAAAGACAAGUCAGAUACAGCAGGGGGAACAUUACAAUUAAAGGAAUAUUCCGGGGUAACAUUAAUUUAGGGUCAAACACACCGUAACAUCGAGUUAGACACCCUGUAGAGACAUGUAUGUUGCUGACUGCUUGCUUCUCUAGUUAUACCAACUCUUGUAACGACCACAUGAUAGUUAUACACAACGGUUCCAGGAGCCACGUGCUCAACCAAAACGCCACUCUAUAGCCACAAGUAAUGCUCAGAACAGCACCUAACUCAACCAACAGUACAUGUAGGGUCCUAGCCAUAGUACUAGCCACCAAACAUCUUUUUAGGUUUGCACGUGGAGACCUAAACCGCUGUGUAUUAGUAUCAUGCGGUCGUUACUAAAGUUGGUAUAACUAGAGAAUCAAGCAGUCAGCAACAUUCAUCUCUCAAGGAGGUGUCUAACUCAGUGUUACGGUGUGUUUGCUCCUGUCUUAAAUUUACGCUGGAAUAUCCCUUUAUGUCUCAAUGAUUUGGAGGGGGGAUAUAUUUGAUAUAUCUUGUGUCUCUUUUAGGACAGACCAACCUUCACCAUGGUGAAAAUUUUCAUUGGCAACCUGGCCUGCAACGCCACAGCUGAUGAGCUGCGUGAACUCUUUGAGAAGUACGGCAAAGUGACAGAAUGCGACAUCGUGAAAAACUACGGUUUUGUACACAUGAGCAGCACGUCUGAGGCAGAAGAGGCCAUCCGCAACCUCCACCAACACCAGCUGCAUGGCUGGCGCAUGAAUGUGGAGAUGAGCAAAGGGAGGCCCAAGUCCACUACCAAGCUGCAUGUCAGCAACCUUGGCGACGACGUCACCUGUGACAUGCUCAGGGAAAAGUUUGCAGAGUUUGGCCCGGUUGUGGAGUGUGACAUAGUGAAGGACUACGCCUUUGUGCACAUGGAGCAAAUGGAGGAUGCCAUGGAGGCUAUCGAUAAGCUGGACAACAAGGCCUUUAAAGGUGAACUCUUGAGCAGGGGGAGCUAGUUGUUCUCUGCUGUUUGUAGUUCUGUCGCCAUAGCGCUCUCGUAGGAAGUGAAAACCACUAAAUGGUGAUUUUAAAGACCAGGUGGCCUGAAAAAAGUCACUUGUAAGUUUUUCCCUUGAUAAGCAAGUUGCAGUGUUACCGGUGAAUAAGCAAUGGCAUAAAGUCCCCCUUCACCUGCCGCGUCAGGUUAUCUCGCUUCGCUUUGAUAUUGUCCGUCAAAUGCAUUUGAGGUGUCUGAUAGUCGGUAAGAAGCUUUCCGUGUCAGAUUCCCUCGGUCUCAUGCGUGUCUUCUUUCUCCUCACAAGGCAAGCUGAUGAGCGUACAGCUGUCCACCAGUCGGCUCCGCACGGCCCCGGGAAUGGGAGAUCAUACCGGCUGCUAUGUCUGCGGGAAACAUGGUCAUUGGUCGAAAGACUGUCACGUCGGUCGGAACGGUAGCCACGGUGACGGCUCAAGAGGUCGCAGCAGCCGGGGCCCCCCACGCGGUCCCCCAAGUUAUGGCAGGGGCAGCUACGAGAUGGCCGCACCUCCAGCGGAUGAUUACAUGGGUGGCUCUGCGUAUAGUCGAGCUAGUUACGUAGGUGGGAUACCGCCCCCCCCUCGUAGGCUCAGCGGCUACGGCACCGAGCUGGGGGAUCAAUACAGGGCGGCACUCUCCUAUCCUGAGAGGUCAUCGGCUUAUGAUCGUGACCGCAUCUAUAGCAGUGUUGACUACUAUGAGAAGUACAGAGCUCGUCCUUAUGGCGCGAGCUAUUUCGAGGAUCGUCGCAUGUCCUAUAUCCCCCCUCCCCCUCCUCCCCCUUCCUCCCUUUCAAAGCUUUCCUCCAGUUUAGAUCCAUAUGACCGUCGGCCUCUGCCUCCUUCUUCAUCGGCCGCCACAGCAGCUGCUGCCGCUGCUUACUACGCACGAGACCGCAGCCCGAUCAGACGAGUACCUGUCCCCCCAUCGAGCUAUGGCUAUGAGCGAACACGCCUGUCUCCGGUGCCGACCUCCAGGAGCGCCUACCCUGCUCCACGGCCGAAGGACCAUUACGCGCCACGCUACGCGCCGUACUGAAGCCACAAUGCAAAGGUGAGGAAUGUGACGUGUUAAACAUGUCACUGUAAUUGAUCGCUGGGCAGAGGAUUGUGGGACGUUAGAAAUAUUUUUUUCCUGAUUGUACCAUGAAGGAUUUAUUGAACGUGAUAUAGCUGAUGUUUUAAGAUAGUUUGUACUGUUACUACUCUCAGUGGUGUGAUUCAAAAUAUAGAGAGGACUUGAAGAACAAAAGUUUUAUUGAUUUCUUUGCGAUGAUGAAUGAAAGUACAUGAGUGUAAAACUUCAGCCAGUUGAAUCUAUGGACAUUUUUUGGCAGUAUUUCCGCUGAGAAUUUCAGGACCCAGGACAUAGAAGGUUGUUAACGUAAUAAAUAAGGUUAAAAAGGCCUGAGUAAAACAUCCUUACAGAAAUAAUGAAGACAAAAAUGUGGACAGUGUGACCAUUGAUUUAGAAUUUGAUGCAGUCUACAUGUUUCUAAAAAGUCAUUUUAGAGGAACAACCUAACAGGUAAAAAGUCGUGCAAUGCUUAAAAAAACAGCUGGAUGGACAUUUCAAACUAAUGAGGUUAGUUUCCAACAGGUUAGUAACAUGACUGGGUAUAAAAAGGACAUUCAGAUAGGCUGAGUCUUUUAAACAAAAACUGGGAAGAGGUUCACCACUCUGUGAGAGACAGUGUUAGCCAAUACUUCACCAGUUUUAGAAUAAUGUUCCUGAGUGUCAAAUGUGAAAGAAUGAAUGGAUUUUAUCAUCUACAGAACAUAAUAUCAAUAAAAGAUUCAGAGAAUGUAGAGAAAUCUCUGUACUAAAGGGACACGGACCAAAAGCAAGACUGGAUGGUCCUGAUCUUCAGGCCCUCAGGCAGCACUGCAUUAAAAACAGACAGGACUCUGGAGUGGAAAUCACCGCAUGGGUUCAAAUUCACUUCAAAACCCUAUCAGCCUAUUAAUGAUCAGUCAGGACAUCUAAACACCUGUCCAUACUUUGGAAACGAAGUAAUAAAGGCUGUGCUAUGAGAAAUAGGUGGACUUGUUUUUAAAUGCCAGUGUUUGCUUUGUUUCCAGGUUUGUUGGUGAACAGCAGGACUCUUUCUUUUCCAUCAAAUCUUCAAGCUACAGGAUUCCAACAGAAAAGCAUAACAAUCCAGAAAUGAGAGAUUUAAUGCAAGAUCUUCAGGCGCCUGAGACCCUAGCUGUUGACAGAUAACUCGUCUCUCCAGUCAUGUCAUGGUUUGCAAACUGCAUUGACUCUUGUGAUGUAUAAAAACAAACAAUAAUUUUCUCACUUUUGCAGGUUUUAUCUCAGACUUAAGCAGCGGCUCUUGUGUUAUCUCUUACCCAUGCUUCUUCCUUACAUGAAGCAAAUUGUAAAAGUCAGAAAAGUAAAUUGGUCGGCUUCAUUUCGUCAUUUUUGGAAAAGUUUUGUCAAUACAUGUGAACAUUUAACUUGUUUUUCAUGCUGUUUUGAAUUGUCUUUGUAGAUCGGAGGUCAUCUUAGUCAGCAGUAGUAAUAAGAUGUUUCACAGAAAGAAUAAGAACAGAAUUAAUAACACAGAGAGCACAGUUUGGGUCUAAUGCCAGAAAAAUAACCUCAAACAUUCCAGCCUAAUUUGAACACUUAUCCAAAUCAUUUCAAGCUUACCCUUUUUAACACUUCUCCAUGUUUCCUCUGAGCUGAGGUAGUGAUUUUGGGGAUAAAAAGUGACAUGAAAGCAAGACUAUUUAAUGACCUGAGAAGUGAAACAACUCUUUAACAUUAGCAUUUUGUGUUUUCUUGCUUUGCCUUCAGCUGACCACAGAAAAUAUCCUGUCAUGUCUUAGUUUGAGUCUGGGAUGGGUGUUAAUGGUCUUUAAUGGUGUGAUGUUAGGCGGGACUCAGGGCUCGUUCUGUGUGAGUCAGGAGGCACCGGUUUUUGUUUAAAGGUGCCUUUAUUUGUUUGUUUUGCAAAUAUAAAGGUGGAUUUGAAGUUUGUAUUUUUCAUACUAGCUGUAAAGUACCAGCACACAUUAAGUAUCUCAAAUGGAAAAUGAUUUUUAAUAAAGCCAAAGUUAUUUUGGUGUGAACAGUCUUCGAUUUUUGUUUGAAAAUACACGUGAUUCUCUGUCCUUUUGUUUCAGUGUUACUUGAGUUCCAAUUUGACACAUUUAAAAAAAACAAAACAUUUCCUUUUAAGGAUGAAAACUGAUUUUAGAGCUUGUAAUUUAUAUUAAACUCCAUAAAGUCAGUCUUCUUUGACUCUAUUAUCUAUUCUGGAUAAAAUAUGAUGCAUUCUAAGUGACACUAUCUCUGUAUGUUUUAGUUUUUUAUUUAAAAUUCAGUUCAAGUUGUUAAAA